AUGUUUCUUCGGACUUUCCUUGGGCUCGCCGCCACGGCGGCAACGGGCCUCGCUGCCUCGCUGCAGCAAGUGAACAGCUUCGGCGCCAACCCGACCAACAUCCAGAUGUUCAUCUACGUCCCGGACAAGGUGGCAGCCAACCCGGCCAUCAUCGUCGCGCUCCACCCCUGCGGCGGCAGCGGACAGCAGUGGUUCAGCGGGACCAGGCUCCCGUCGUACGCCGACAGCAACGGCUUCAUCAUAGUGUACCCCAGCACGCCGCACAUGAGCAAUUGCUGGGACGUGCAGAACCCGGACAGCCUGACGCACGGCCAGGGCGGCGACGCGGGCGGCAUCAUCAGCAUGGUCAACUACACGCUCGAGAAGUACAGCGGCGACCGCGACCGCGUCUACGUCAUGGGCUUCUCGUCCGGCGGCAUGAUGACCAACGUCAUGGCCGGCUCCUACCCGGAUGUGUUUGAGGCCGGCGCCGCUUAUUCCGGCGUUGCGUUCGGUUGCUUCCAGGGCGCCCCCUCGGCCACGCCCAUGAGCCCGAACCAGACCUGCGCGCAGGGCAUGCAAAAGACGCCGCAGGAGUGGGGCAACCUGGUGCGGAACGCGUAUCCGGGCUACACGGGGCGGCGGCCGCGCAUGCAGAUCACGCACGGCCUGGCCGAUGGCCUGGUGCGGCCCACGUGCGGCGAGGAGGCCCUCAAGCAGUGGUCCAACGUUUUGGGUGUCGAGUACACCCGUGAUGUUGCCGGCGUGCCGUCCAGCGGCUGGACCCAGAAGCUGUAUGGUGGUGAUGGUGUGAAGGUGCAGGGGUUCAUGGGCCAGGGCGUGGGCCACGCGCCGUCGGUGAAUGAGGAGCAGCUGUUGACGUGGUUUGGGAUCUUGGGUGGGGGUGAGAAUGGUGGUGGUGAGAAUGGCGGUGGAAAUAACGGCGGUGGUAACAACGGUGGUGGCGGUGGUGGUACUGUCGCGCUCUGGGGCCAGUGCGGUGGCAACGGGUAUAGCGGUCCGACUGGUUGUGCCCAGGGUACCUGCAAGGUGCUGAACGAGUGGUACAGCCAAUGCACUCCUUGA
Molecule: messenger RNA, 1065 nt
Organism: Chaetomium globosum CBS 148.51
Lineage: Eukaryota; Fungi; Ascomycota; Sordariomycetes; Sordariales; Chaetomiaceae
Exons: 3
Coding region: 1-1065 (354 amino acids)
Biological process (GO): carbohydrate metabolic process
Cellular component (GO): extracellular region
Molecular function (GO): hydrolase activity; cellulose binding
Source: RefSeq, a predicted model, not a curated record